Lachancea lanzarotensis is the source of this 2043-nucleotide messenger RNA. RefSeq names its product LALA0S11e04610g1_1 (gene SSY5). The transcript has a single exon. The record is from RefSeq and is a predicted model, not a curated record. NCBI's taxonomy places the organism in Eukaryota, Fungi, Ascomycota, Saccharomycetes, Saccharomycetales, Saccharomycetaceae. Bases 1 to 2043 code for a protein of 680 amino acids.
AUGCCUAAGAGGAUCCUAGGCCUCAGCCGGAAGUCGUCUGAAAACAACGAUGAAUCUACAAAUGAAGAGUUGAGUAACGUACGGAUCUCAUCAGGCGCUUCAUCCUCAUCAAGAGCUACAGACGAUGGGGACAUAAACACGGAAAACAUAAGCAAAAGUGACGACUCCUCGAGCAGAAUAUCAUCUUCCAUACAGUCGUCCUCGGUUUUCUCCAAAAGUCGUCAGACUCAUCGGACUGGUACUUCUUCAAUGCACACUGGCAGCACGAAGGAUAGCGCCAACUUUACAGGGAAAAGAGAUGUGGAGAACGUGGGAAAGCCCUUGCGGGUGUUAGAAUUUGGCAAGUUCGGAUCUCUAAACCCAGUUUCUGAGGAAGGUGACUCUUUUGUGACUAGCGGUUCGUUCUUGGAUGAGUAUCCUGCUCGCACUGCUGCGUCGUCGAAAAAAGAUGAUCCAGCAUUAGCUUCGGAACAGUUUGACAAAGCUCUGGAAGUCUUGGAUGAAAAUUUGGUUGGGCUCAUGCAUGAUAUCCAUCAAAAUGUCACCAAUGUCUCAAAGGCUGUGAUACAAGCAGCAGAAUGUUUCAAAGAUUUCAUGCCGGGCGUUCCUGCGGCAAGACUACCGCAUCGAAUUUCCUGUAGCAAAAGCCCUGCUCUAAGACGCAUUACAAAAAUCGUCCUGCAUUUUGUUGAUAACCUACUUUUCUCCGAAGUUUUCAAUAACUCCAGAGCCAUCAUAAUAAGGCGUUUUAUGACUUUCCUUAAAAAGCUCAACAUUCCCUUAGAAGAAGCCUCGGAACUACAAACUUUGCCUCAGCCUAGAAAUUUUUGCAUUGACGCGGAAUGCGACCUGCCGAGAAAAGCCAAACUUGCAUCUAUUAUGGAUAAGCUUGCAAUGACGGAUUCCUCCAGAAUUUCCGAUCAGGAUGGUGCUUUCAUCGCUCCCGUUUUGAGAGGCCUUGAUCGAUCAUCAGCAGUUUUAACCCUCUCGUUUGGCCUGCCGGACCCUCAACAAGAACAUUUCGAUAUGAUCAAAGCAUUGUAUUCUCUGUUUCCAGAUGUGCAUUUCUACUGCGUUAAAGACUACAUCACAACCUGCGCCGAUGUUGUCAACCCAGGGGCAAAGGUACCGCAGCCAAUGGAGGCCACACCUUCUUCACAAUUUCAUCCUCCGUAUCGGCUUCCACCAAAUGGGAGCUCACCACCAAUAUCGAUGUCAAUCUCAUCUCAGAAUAGCGAAAAGAUCACCGGUACGCUCGGAGGCUACGUCUACCCUCAAAUAGACGCAAACGACGCCUCUUUGGCGCAAUUUACUGGAGCCACUUUCGCAAUGGCCUGCGCUCAUGUAGCACUGGCGGAAUCCCAUGACUAUCCGUAUGUAUCUGUUCCAUCCGCCGUGCUACAGAAAAAGUAUAAGACCGCCAUUUUGGAAGAGUCUCAACGCUACCCUCCCAAAUCUGUAGAAAAGGCUGCUUUUGACCAGGAAGCGGAAAGGAUCGAUCAAAACCUCGACUGGCAGCGGGAAAACACGUUCGGACAGGUAGUUUGGGGUGAACGGGCCGUUAUCGACCAAAAACUAUCUGAUUUUGCCAUUAUAAAAGUAAGCUCCGAUGUUCAGUGCACCAAUUUUCUCGGUGACGAUGUAAGCUCAAUGGCAAACCCAUUUUUGAGAUUUCAAAAUCUGUACGUGAAGGACAAAGUGCUGAAAAUGAAACCAGGUAUGGAAGUAUUUAAGGUCGGUGCCACAACGAAUUUUACGAGAGGACAAAUCAACGGUUCUAAACUCAUUUAUUGGGCAGACGGGAAAUUGAGAAGUAGUGAGUUUAUUGUUGCUUCUCCCACACCUAUGUUUGCAGCUGGUGGCGAUUCAGGCGCGUGGAUACUUACAAAGCUCACCACCAGCCUAGGACUAGGAGUAGUAGGGAUGCUGCAUUCUUAUGACGGCGAGCAGCGUCAAUUUGGACUUUUCACUCCAAUAAUUGACAUUUUGGACAGACUACAGAAGGUUACGGGUGUUGCUUGGGAUAUAAACAGACACAGCUAG